Messenger RNA from Homarus americanus (American lobster), 3521 nucleotides. RefSeq names its product SET and MYND domain-containing protein 4-like (gene Smyd4-3). The record is from RefSeq and is a predicted model, not a curated record. Bases 660 to 2831 code for a protein of 723 amino acids. NCBI's taxonomy places the organism in Eukaryota, Metazoa, Arthropoda, Malacostraca, Decapoda, Nephropidae. The transcript has 15 exons. Gene Ontology annotation, molecular function: protein binding.
CGCUGCAGCGGCCACUCACUCAGUGGUGUCAGUGUUGUCUGUGGCGUCGGGCGGGUUGGUUGUGUGUACCUCUCCACCACCACCACCUCCUGCAACACUCUACCACCACAAAUAUUUCCUGAUCGCAUAGGUUGCCUCAAUGCCCCGCCUGGUUCGCUAACUGGAAAAUAUUCUCGAUUAGUUAUUUUUGAAAAAAUAUAUAUACCACACUCGGAUUAGAAUAGUUGCGAUUAGUGUUUUAGGUAAAAAAAAAUUAUUGGGUAAUAGUCCAAAGUUUUUCGUUUAUUGGUUGGGCGGUUAUCGUGUUUUCUCUCACUUACUCUUUUCGUUUUCUCUUCUGCGCGCGUUUCCUCUCUUCUCCCACCUGCUGGUUCCCUCCUCCGUCUCCGCCCUCUCCAGGUUAUUUUUACCUUCUCGAGAGAAGUCUAGAUGACUCUAGCGCCUCAGCUCAGCGCGUAGUUAUAGGUUUCGUGGGCAGCUGUGUCGCUCGUGUGCCCAGUACUGUGAAGUGCCGCCAGGAAACAACGUCUAAGCUACCAGGGUGUUCCUCUUCAACCCCCUGCCUUCUACAGCGUCGCCAUCAGCAGCAAGCAGCCGUCCUCAGCAGCAAGCAGCCGUCCUCUUCUUCAUCUGCCAGCUUGACCAAGGAGCUCCCCGCAAUGGCCCAACCGUUCGCCGACCCCCUCCCACAACUAAAUCGGAGUAGAAAGAUGUUGGAGGACGCAGAUCGACCUGGGUUCUUCAAGGACUACUACAAGGCGGUGCGGAAGGCCACUUCUAAUGACCAGUUCAAUGAAUUCUCCAAGUUGAAGACCGACGAGGAGCGUUUCCGCUUCUGCUUCAACCUCCCCGCGGCUCAUGACAUCGAUAUUAGAACAUAUUUCAAGGGCAAAUCCGAGAAGGAGGCCAUGGAGAAGAAAGAAGCGGGUAACAAGUGUUUUGGGAGAAAGAACAAUGUGGAGGCUUUAAAGCUGUAUAGCCAGGCGGUGGUAAAGGCACCUGUGCCCUCGGGUAAAUAUUGGAAGUUAAUCAAAGAAUGUGCGGACCCACGGAAGAUGACUCUGUAUGCCAUCUGCCUUGCCAACCGAUCUGCCGCGCUCUACCACCUGCGGGAGUACCACUAUUGUGUCAAGGAUAUCGAUGAGGCACUUGAACACCAUUACCCAAAGGAACUUAAAUACAAACUGUAUAAGAGGAAAGCUCGGCUGUUAUCACACAUGAAGCAGCAUGUUGACGCCCGAGACGCCUACCGUCAAGCUCUCAAGUGGCUCGACUGGGCCAAGAUGGAGAGGGAGAAGAGGAUUGAACACCAAACCGAGAUACAGAAAUGGCUUAAGAUGUAUGAGACCGGCAAGGUUGUCAAGAAUUGGGAUGUACCUGAAGGAUAUAUUGAACCAGCUCCACUCAUUCCAAACCUAACUGGUGGAAGCAACGAGCGAUUCCCUUCACUUUCCAAGAAAGUUGACGUUAAGUAUGACAACAACCAAGGUCGUUAUGCUGUGGCUGCUGAAGACAUUGAGGUCGGGGAUGUCAUCGCCACAGAGAAACCCUUCGCUUCUGUGCUCCUGCGUGAAGAAUAUGGAAAUCACUGUCAGAAGUGCUUCAAAGUAACUAAAGCUCCAAUUCCAUGCAAGAAAUGUUCGAGUGUAUUGUUCUGUUCUGUGGAAUGUCGCCAAGAGUCAUCCUUCCACAGCAUCGAGUGUCCCAUCCUCGACCUUCUUACGGGAUCUGGAAUGUCCAUCAAUUGUUUCUUGGCAUUCAGACUCGUCACUCAAUAUCCCUUAUCUUUCUUCCUGGACUUUAAAGACCAACUUACCGAGGAGGAUCCCAAGGAUACAACCAACAACAAGCAGGUGUAUGAUCCAUCUGACUUCCUUCGUCUGUACCAUCUAGUAUGUCAUAGUCAGUCUCGCACACCUGAAGACUUCUUCCACCGUUGCAUCAUGAUUGUGUUUAUGGUGAAAGCACUGAAGAAAACAAAGUAUUUUGAAACUAAAGGGUCAGCAUCAAGCACGUGGAGGUCAGUGACGCCUCGUGCUGCACAGCUAACAUGCUGCGCAUAUCCCCUGUUUAAGGAUAAAGGUGAUAAGAUCACUGAUACAGAAGCCUUUGUGGGAAGCCUUCUGCUGAGGUUCCUUCAGAUAGUGCAGUUCAAUGCCCACGAGGUCUCUGAGUUUGUAUUAGCUGCACCAAAGUGUUUUGAUGGAUCCAAGAAUGAAUCUCUGGGUGCAGCCAUUUAUCCAACUCUUGCCCUCUUCAACCACUCCUGCCACAGUGCACAAGUCAGACUCUUCAGUGGCAACCAGGUUAUCACAAAGACAAUCAGACAGAUCCGUAAGGGUGAUCUUAUCCCAGAAAAUUACGGCCAGAGUUUCACAUCCAAAAUCAAAAGCGAGCGGAAAGCGGAGUUGGCAGAUAGAUAUUGGUUUGAAUGCAAUUGUGAGGCAUGUCAGAAGGACUGGCCAAUGUACAAGGAUAUGACCAAUUCAGUGUUAACAUUCAAGUGUCACAAAUGCCAAGGCCCCCUUCCAGUCAACACUGAAAACCUCUUGAUUCCAUUCUUCAAGUGUGAGAGGUGUGGUGACCAAACUAACAUUUUAUCUUCGCUGAAAAACCUACAGAAUACUGAGCAGACCUUCAAGGGAGCAUGUAAAGAAAUGGAACUUUUCAAUCUGGAAAAAGCAGAUAACCUGCUGGUAGAGAAUUUGAAGCAGCUAGAAUCCUGCCUUUACGCACCAUACAGGGACUAUCACCUCACACAGGAAGCAUAUAUGCGCGUCUGUCUCUGCCAAGGAAACAACAAGGUUAAGUCACUUAAAACUGAGGAAUAAGUGAGGUAGCAUAAUUCUGUUAGGGAUUAGAGAAUUUAGGAAUUCCAAAAAUACACGUGAUUAAAUUGUUGAUUGUAUGUAUACAUAAUGCAGUGUUCAUAGAUUACAUGAAUGGAAUUACUUCUGUAUUGUAUUUAUUAUUCUGAAAGCAGCUAUAUAAUGUAUGUAAUUCAGAAUGAAAAGAUGAAUUUUUAGAUAAUUAAUGUACAUGUAAAUUGUGUGUCUGAUGCUGAAUUUUUCUCACACGAAAAAUUAAAGUUACCGUAAGUAGACAUGCUUUGCUGAAUGCUUGCUAUAAAUGUAUAUACUAAGAUAUUAGUCAUCAGUAUGAAUAACUCCUAUUACUGCACUUUCCAGCUUGGUUCCUCCUCUCUGACUGACUUGUAGAUACUACCCAAGCAUGUAUCUGUUUUUUAGAGGCAUAAAACAUUAGGUAGGGAAGUUCAUAAUAAUACUCAGGCAUAGAUAUGCUCACCAGGGGCAUAAAAAAUUGGGAAUUGAUAUCACUUUCCAAGAAUAUUGUUUAUGCAUUCAUCAGAGGCAUAAACUGUAGAAAUUAAUAAUAGUAUGCAAACAUGUACAUUAUAUUGUAUAGGUUCAACAAAGGCAUAGAAACUAGACAAAUUAAUAGCACUUCAGUACCCAAGCAUAGGUGUGUCCAUUAAAGAGGCAGGAAGGGGGGAGAAAAAA